Molecule: messenger RNA, 1478 nt
Organism: Tarenaya hassleriana
Lineage: Eukaryota; Viridiplantae; Streptophyta; Magnoliopsida; Brassicales; Cleomaceae
Exons: 2
Coding region: 99-1277 (392 amino acids)
Source: RefSeq, a predicted model, not a curated record
UGAGUUCAAAUCUGAGCUCCCGCUCUGUUCCUCACAACCUCUCUUGACCGAUUGGCCAUGUUCCUCUCUUAGUUUCCAUUACUCUCACCAAAGAAACCAUGAAGUCAUCGUCUUCUUCGCUCUCCUCCUUCCGUUCCAACUCAUUCAGCAACAAGACUCAGGCUUUCCGGUGCAUAUCGGGAAUCCUCCGUGGAUUUCUCUGUUCCCGUGCCUCUCCUACUUACCCAUCUGAUCAAAUCUCAGAUUCCGACACGAAAUUACGUGAAUUCAGUUCCACAGAUACCGGAUACGACGAGCCUGGGCUUGUGGCCAGACUCAUGGGUUUAGAUUCAAUGCCAUCAACUGAUAGAACCCCAAUCGCCUCCAAAUCGAUCACCAGGAACCGUUCCUUGAAUUCCGUUGAUUGUUUGAGGAGAGACAGCGACCAGAUUCAUGGGAACCACAGACGAGCUAGAUCCGUCCUGGCUUUACGCCACCUUCCGGAUUUUGUUCAGCUUGAAGAUGAAAAUUUCUUCAUUCUUAGCUUUGAGAAGGAAAAAUUCGAAGAAACCAGAGAAUCUGGGAUGAGCUUUGGAGAAUCGAAGAGGGAGAGGUCUAGAAGAUGUAAGAAGACAAGAACAAGAAGAGAAAUGCAAGUGCAGCAGAGCAAAACAGAGAGAUUGAUGAUCCGGAUGGACAUGGAGGGGAAAGAAUCAAAGAAGUGGAAGAACAGAAGCAAUAGGACAGAGGAGGAAUUGAGACAAAGCAGAAGUGAGAAGUUUGAAGACAAAGAGAACAAGGGAACCGCAUUGAACGCCGCUUUUGGAUGUGAAAGGCUCCAAGAUUCAGUUGAGAGUUACCAGCGUAGCCGUCGGCCGGGAGAUGAAACUUUGGUUCUGACUGAAGUGAAAUCAGUGAAGGAUAAACGUAAAUGUCUCAAGGAAGAAAAAGACUUGAGCCCUGUUUCGGUUCUUGAUCAUCAUCGGUUCGUUGGCGCUGGAGAAAUGCCAGAAUCAGAGAACGCUUGGAGAAGACGGCUAUCACCGGAACUUGAAGCCAGCGAGGCUGACCCUGAAAUCAGCCCAAAGAGAGGCUGUUACAAAGAGGAGGCGUGGCCUGAAAUAUGCAGAAUCACUGAAACUGAGAUGGAGGGAGGGAAGUGGGAUUUCGGAAGAACGUUGGAGGAGGAAGAAGAAGUAGAAGGAAUAAGAGAAGAUGUGGCCUCCCUUGUAUUGGAUCAGCUUUUACAAGAGACAAUAUCACACUUAGCAGACGCACUGCACUGCAAAUCUUUGUAGAAAACAAAAUGUAACUUCAAAGAGUGCUAAAGAUGAAGGAGAUGGUAGAGGCUCUACCCCUCAGUCAUAAAAUUAUCAUGUAUUAUUCUAAUAGAAUACUUGCUAAAAUGCCAAGGAUACAGUUUAUUUUCUGCUGUUUUGAGGCUUGUAUUCAUGCCUGUUGCAGCAAAUGAAUAUCCACUAUCAAAGAAUUAACAGUUA